This is a messenger RNA of Amaranthus tricolor (Joseph's coat), 6492 nucleotides long. Its product is annotated as ABC transporter C family member 5. Gene Ontology annotation, molecular function: ATP binding; ATP hydrolysis activity; ABC-type transporter activity. Lineage: Eukaryota; Viridiplantae; Streptophyta; Magnoliopsida; Caryophyllales; Amaranthaceae. Bases 762 to 5306 code for a protein of 1514 amino acids. The record is from RefSeq and is a predicted model, not a curated record. The transcript is spliced from 11 exons. Gene Ontology annotation, biological process: transmembrane transport. Gene Ontology annotation, cellular component: vacuolar membrane; plant-type vacuole.
UCCAACGUUAGUCGACAAAAGAAAGCACAUGCAACUGAUAAAACACUCAACUCACAAAGCAAAAUUCGAUCCUAACACGCCAAGGGCGGUGAAACCAACGUCUACAAAUGCAGACAAAUUAGGUGAGAAAGGGAACUGAAAAGACCCACUUAGUUGAGCCAAGGGAAGAGAGAAAAGAGAUCUCUCUCUCCUUCAUUCAAUUCUCUUCUUUUGUCCCAAUAAAUUCUUCUCACUUACCUUUCCAAAUCAGUACUCAAAUUUAUAGAGUGAAAAGUGAAAACCCCAUUAUAAACAUGGGUUUGCUUUUAUAGAAUGAAAAGGGUGUUCAUUUGGGUUAGAAAGGAUUGAUUUUAGGUAUAAUAAGGUCAAAUCUUUGAUGGGUUUGAUUCAAAAUUUCAAAUUUUGUUGAGCAAGUAAAAGAGGAGUUGAGACAAAUUUCUGAUUUUUGGUGGGUCAUUUUUCUUUGUUCUCUUUCUUCACAUUCUAUGAUAAACAAUCUGUUUGUUUUCAUGUGCUCUGUGUUCUCUUCUUCUGUCUUUUUUCUAUAAGUGAGCUGUCUCAAUUUAUGAGCUUUAUACCCAGAUGGCAAAAUUUCCUUAAUUUGGUUCAGUCUUGUGUUUUUUGGUACUAUUUCUCCAUAACCGACUUACUCUUUUUGAUCAAAUUUAUUUGCUUUUCUAGAAGAUAAUUUCUGGUUUUGGAUCAUACCCAGUUGCUAAUUUGAAUCGAUUGUUUCAUUACCAGGAUUAAGCUUAUUGUUAAUGGCAACUAAUAGCUUAGGAUUACCUAGGGAGUUCCUGGGUAUUCCUAUACUGGAGUGGGUGUCAAUAUGCAUUAAUUUGGCCUUCUUCUUUGUGUUUGUAUUGCUAGUUUCUGCAAGACAAUUCAUCACUUGUAUGGGCCGUAUUAGGUUGAUUAAGAAUGAUUCAAACCCGAAUUCAGUUCCGAUUCGUCGAGGUUUAGACUAUGAACUAAGUGAUAUUGUAGUGGGAAUUUGGUACAAACUGUCAGUUUUGAGUUGCUUUUAUGUGUUGUUAGUGCAAACAGUUUUGUUAGGAUUUGAUUUGGUAAGAGUUAUAAAGGAUGUAUCCCAUGGAAAUGUAGCUAGUUGGGUUCUUAUAUGUUGGCCUAUUAGUCAAGGUUUAGCUUGGUUGGUUAUGUGCCUUAUGACACUUCAUUGUAAAUAUAGGGCGUCAGAGAGAUUUCCAUUAUUGUUAAGAGUUUGGUGGUUUGUAUCUUUACUCAUUUCUUUGUGUACUUUAUAUUUUGAUGGUAGAAUUUUGUGGGUAGACGGGUCUAAGCAUUUGUCACCUCAUGUCGUUGGGAAUAUAAUUGCAACCCCAGCAAUUGGUUUCCUUUGGUUCCUAGCAUUUAAGGGUUCUAGUGGGAUACAAAUCAUGGAAUACCCUGAUCUUCAAGAGCCUUUACUUGAAGAAGAAGCUGGGUGUUUAAGGGUUACCCCUUAUAGUGGGGCUGGUCUUUUUAGCUUAGCCACUAUUUCAUGGUUGAAUUCCCUUCUUUCCCUUGGUGCUAAAAGACCACUUGAGCUUAAGGAUAUCCCACUUCUUGCUCCUAGAGACCGUUCUAAGGCUAACUACAAAAUUUUGAACUCAAAUUGGGAAAAGCUUAAGUCUGAAACCCCUAGGAAGCAACCUUCAUUAGCUUGGGCAAUUUUGAAGUCAUUCUGGAGGGAGGCAGCUUGUAAUGCUAUCUUUGCUGGCCUGACUACGCUCGUUUCGUAUGUGGGUCCUUACAUGAUUAGCUAUUUUGUUGAUUAUCUAGGAGGGAAAGCAACUUUUCCCCAUGAGGGUUAUAUUCUAGCUGGGAUAUUCUUUUCAGCUAAGUUAGUAGAGACUUUAGCAACCCGGCAAUGGUACAUUGGGGUUGACAUUUUAGGUAUGCAUGUAAGGUCAGCUUUAACUGCAAUGGUGUAUAGAAAGGGUCUUAAGCUGUCUAAUUCUGCUAGGCAAAGUCAUACUAGUGGAGAAAUUGUGAAUUAUAUGGCUGUUGAUGUUCAAAGAGUGGGGGAUUACUCUUGGUAUCUUCAUGAUAUAUGGAUGCUACCAUUGCAAAUCAUCCUUGCUUUGGCAAUUCUAUAUAAGAAUGUAGGAAUUGCUUCUUUAGCGACGUUGGUUGCGACAAUUGUGUCGAUUGUUGUUACCGUACCGAUAGCUAGAGUGCAAGAAGAGUAUCAAGACAAGUUAAUGACUGCAAAGGAUGAAAGAAUGAGGACAACUUCUGAGUGUUUGAAGAAUAUGAGGAUGUUGAAGUUGCAUGCUUGGGAGGAUAAGUAUAGAAAAAUGCUGGAGGAUAUGAGGGUUGUUGAGUUCAAAUGGCUACGAAAAGCGCUCUAUUCUCAGGCUUUUAUCACAUUUAUCUUCUGGGGUUCUCCCAUAUUUGUGGCAGUCAUCACUUUUGCUACUUGCAUAUUGUUAGGUGGCGAGUUGACAGCCGGAAGUGUUCUAUCUGCUCUUGCCACUUUUAGAAUUCUCCAAGAGCCACUUAGAAAUUUCCCGGAUUUGGUGUCAAUGAUGGCACAAACCAAAGUUUCUCUUGAUCGUCUUUCAACGUUUCUUCUUGAGGAAGAACUUCAAGGAGAUGCUACUAUUGUACUUCCAAGGGGAAGUACAGAAACUGCCAUUGAGAUUACGGAUGGAUCAUUCUGCUGGGAUCCGUCUUCGUCGAGACGGACUUUAUCAGGGAUCGAAAUGAAGCUUGAAAAAGGGAUGCUUGUUGCUGUUUGUGGGAUUGUUGGUGCUGGAAAGUCGAGUUUCCUGUCUUCCAUUCUUGGGGAGAUUCCCAAGAUCUCUGGUGAAGUUAAAGUAUGUGGUUCUGCAGCUUAUGUAUCUCAGUUGGCAUGGAUACAAUCGGGAACUAUCGAAGAAAAUAUUCUUUUCGGAAGUCCAAUGGAUAAGCCAAGGUAUAAGAGUGUUCUUAAUUCUUGUGCAUUGAAGAAAGAUUUAGAAAAUCUUUCACAUGGAGAUCAAACAAUCAUUGGAGAUAGAGGCAUAAACCUUAGCGGUGGCCAGAAACAGCGUGUGCAGCUUGCUCGAGCCCUCUAUCAGGACGCUGAUAUUUAUCUACUUGAUGAUCCCUUCAGUGCUGUCGAUGCUCAGACUGCGUCUUUUUUGUAUAAGGAAUUCAUACUGACCGCCCUGGCUUCAAAAACUGUGGUGUUUGUAACACAUCAAGUUGAAUUUUUACCUGCCGCUGACCUGAUACUGGUACUCAGAGAAGGACACAUUGUACAGGCAGGGAAAUAUGAUGAUCUUUUGCAGUCUGGCACAGAUUUCAAUGCCCUAGUAUCUGCUCAUCAUGAAGCAAUUGAAGCAAUGGACAUAGGUCCUCACUCAUCAGAAGAUUCUGACGAGGAUUCUAGCCCACAGAACGAUAUUGAUGACAUUGAUCACGAAUCUAGUAGCUGUAAUGUUAGUUUAGUAAAGGAAGUGCAGCCUACUAUGUCAUCUCCCGAACGAAAAGCAAUUAAAGAGAAAAAGAAGGCGAAACGAGCAAGAAAAAAGCAGCUAGUUCAAGAGGAGGAAAGAGAACGAGGAAAAAUUAGUAUGAAGGUUUAUUUGUCAUAUAUGGCAGCAGCCUAUAAAGGAAUGCUGAUUCCGCUCAUUAUCCUCGCACAAACGUUGUUUCAAGUUUUGCAAAUAGCUAGUAGUUGGUGGAUGGCUUGGGCUAACCCACAAACAGAAGGGGACAGUCCUAAGACUAGCAGUUUGACACUUCUUCUUGUGUACAUGGCACUUGCAUUCGGCAGCUCCUGGUUUGUUUUCGUCAGGGCUCUUUUGGUGGCGACUUUUGGGCUGGCCGCUGCUCAAAAGUUGUUUGUGAAGAUGCUUAGGUGCAUUUUUCGAGCACCUAUGUCGUUUUUCGACUCUACUCCAGCUGGACGGAUACUUAAUCGUGUUUCUGUUGAUCAGAGUGUUGUGGAUUUGGAUAUUCCUUUCAGACUUGGUGGAUUUGCUUCUACAACGAUACAACUUCUUGGUAUAGUGGGUGUAAUGAUGAAAGUCACUUGGCAAGUGUUGCUUCUCGUUAUUCCGAUGGCUAUUAUUUGCUUGUGGUUGCAGAAAUACUACAUGGCUUCUUCACGAGAAUUGGUUCGCAUUGUAAGCAUCCAGAAAUCCCCAGUUAUCCACCUUUUUGGUGAGUCAAUUGCUGGAGCUGCCACAAUAAGAGGAUUUGGCCAAGAAAAACGAUUUAUGAAGAAAAACCUUUACCUUCUUGAUUGUUUUGCCCGACCAUUUUUCUGCAGCAUUUCCGCUAUCGAAUGGCUUUGCUUGCGUAUGGAGUUGCUUUCCACAUUUGUCUUUGCUUUCUGUAUGGUUCUGCUCGUCAGCUUCCCUCAGGGAGCUAUUGAUCCAAGUAUGGCUGGCCUUGCUGUGACAUAUGGGUUAAACUUGAAUGCACGUUUGUCGCGGUGGAUACUUAGCUUUUGCAAGCUUGAAAACAAGAUCAUUUCGAUAGAAAGGAUUAAUCAAUAUUCUGAAAUCCCAAGUGAAGCUCCACCUGUUAUUGAGAACUGUCGUCCUCCAGCUGCAUGGCCGGAAACGGGGACUAUUGAGCUGAUUGAUCUGAAGGUGCGGUAUAAGGAAAACCUUCCGCUCGUGCUUCAUAAUUUGAAUUGCACAUUCCCUGGUGGGAAAAAGAUUGGUGUGGUUGGACGUACUGGCAGUGGUAAAUCAACAAUGAUUCAGGCGUUAUUUCGAAUGGUUGAGCCUGCAUCUGGAAGGAUUAUCAUUGACGACAUAGAUAUUAGCACAAUUGGGCUUCAUGAUCUCCGAAGUCGUUUGAGUAUUAUUCCUCAAGACCCAUCCUUAUAUGAAGGAACCAUCAGGGGCAAUCUCGAUCCUCUUGAAGAACAUUCUGAUCAGGAAAUUUGGCAGGCGCUCGAUAAAUCACAGCUUGGAUCCAUUAUUCGUUUCAGAGGUGAAAAGCUUGAUUCACCAGUGCUUGAAAAUGGUGAAAACUGGAGUAUGGGACAACGACAACUUGUUUCUUUGGGACGUGCUUUGCUUAAGCAGGCAAGAAUACUUGUUCUUGAUGAAGCAACUGCUUCCGUUGAUACUGCCACAGAUAAUCUUAUUCAGAAGAUAAUAAGAGCGGAGUUUAGGGACUGCACGGUUGUCACCAUAGCACAUAGAAUACCUACUGUCAUGGACAGCGAUUUCGUUUUGGUCCUUAGUGAUGGUCGAGUGGCAGAGUUUGACAGCCCUGCGCGGUUGAUGGAUAACAAGUCGUCUAUGUUUUCAAUGUUGGUUGGAGAAUAUACAUCAAGGUCAAGCAGUAUCUCUUAGUUCACACGCACCAAGUAGACACGGAGCCAAGACGGAGCCUAUUCUCUUUCAGGUCAUCCUGGAAGAAAUCCGCCUUUUGCCGCGCCUAUCAAGUUGCUUCUCUUGCCCAAUGGACAAGCGAGAAAGGAGAUCAGAACAGCAUGCUGCUCGAUCCCACGCCUGGUCUUAGAUGUCCUUCAAUUUGAAGGACAAGAUUGUCCUGGCUUUAUGAGCCGGCAGUGCUACUCAAGGUUGCUGCCCUUGAUCAGGGCUCGAUGAUCACAAUUACGUUGAUACGAGAGAGCCAAAGGAAGAACACUUAAUUCUAAUUUAUCAUUUGACAAUGCGAGUUGGGUGGUUUCAUCUUUUUUGUUUAGAAAUGUAUAAAGCCUCAAACAGUGCCACUUCGGAAUGCCGAUCCCACAUCCCUGCUUCAUGUAAAACAACGAGACCUUGUGAUUUUGUAGAGAUGAGUUAUGAUAAAGAAUAAAUCAUUUGCAUUCUGGUAUUUCAACUUGUUGCUGUUUUUGCAGUUUAUAUAACUUGUCGAUGCCAAAUCUUGUGGUGGGUGCUCAAGAAAAACCGUUUUGAAGAUUCACACACCGGGAUUGCUCUCAUCUCCGGAAGUUAGGUUUGGUAAGACAAUAAUUUUAGCUCUGCAUUUGUUGGAUUUGAUUGACUUUUGAGUGUAAAAAUCUGGAUAAAGAAGGGAAGGAGGGCUAUUCCAUUUCUGGGCGUUGAAGAUGAAGAGUCAGCAUUAUUUUAUGAUAUUGUUGAAAUUGGAGGCACAUGUUCUAAUCCAAACUUGGUUAUCGGAUACUCAGAUAAUCGGGUACUCAGAUAAUUUGUGUCGGGACAAUGGGUAGCCAAUUACUGUGGCAAAACCAAUAGUUUAAAGGAUGAUCAACAACUUAGAAAACCGAAGGACAAAACAAAUUCCGAAAGCAACUGCUCUCAUCUCUUGCUUGAACAUGCAAGAUUUUGGUUCAAGUAUCUAUCUCCUUUCAAACAUGUUUGCUCAAACGAGCAAUUACUCAACUCGUUCGAGCAAACUUCAAUUAGACAAUUUUUCACGUUUAAAAUAUUUUUCGCAAUUUUUUAUCAAAUUAUCAUUAAAUUACACAACUUACUUGAAACAACAAUAAAUAUAUAUAUAUAUAUUCACUUGAAGCUUACAAAUUCAGUAGUAACAUAUAGGACUAUAAGA